AUGGCUGAGAAGACUGAGGAAAAGAAAGCACCAAGCUCUUUAGAGAACCUGACGUGUCCACUAUGUCUCGAUAUCUUCGAUGAGGCAACCAUCCUGAGUUCAUGCGGACACACCUUCUGUCGGAAAUGUCUCAAGAACUAUGACCUUUCCCACCAGGACCUUGAUCACAUGAUCUGUCCUCUCUGCAGGAAGAUCACCAAGUUGUCUGUGAACCGUGUCGAUGAUUUCCUCACCAAUGUGACUGUCAACGGACUUGUAGACAAUUACCAUGUCGAGUGUGGAGGGGAUAUCAUCAGCGGGAAGGUCAGCAUUGGUCAUCUUUCUGAGAAGUGCUGCAUCCACAAACAAGAGAACAAAGAUAUGUUUUGUGAGGAUUGUAAGGUCCACGUCUGUUUCAAGUGCGUGAUCGUCGGUCAUCAAAUUCACAAUAUUAAGAAUCAGGCUGACGUCGAGCAGCAGUUACGUCUUAAGGUGAACGGCCUUGUCCAGAGAUGUGCCGCUAAGAAGACAGAACUGGAGAAGAACAUUCACAAUGUUGAAGUACAACGCCAUGAAGUAUACACUGCCGUGCAGAAACUACUGGACGAUGUUAGUCAAGCCUACAGCAUCAAGGCCAAAGAGCUUGAAGAAAAUCAUCGAAAUCUCAUCGAGCAUAUCAAUGCAGUAAAGCGGAGUUUCGAUGACGAACUCAACGUCUUGAAAUCCAAGGAUCGACAAAGGAUCAAGAUUAUAUGUAGUUCAAAAACACUGGUAGCUAAUGACAGACUGGGUCGUCUUGAGACUGACAGUCUGUCUGCUCAUACCUUGCUCUGUGAGGAGCUGGAUGCCAUGCUGAAGGAGGCUACUGAUCACACUUCUGCGGCAGCCAUUACGAAGAAAGCACAGGAGAAGAGGUUCAAGCCUGCAUAUGACACUCGUCUCGACCUCGGGUGCAUCUCAGAAUCAGAUCCAAAGUUGCAAGUCAUUCAGUUUGUAGAUCUUCAGAAACAUAUGUCGGGUAUUACCCAGUACUCCGAUGACAGUGUAGCUAUCGGAUAUUGGGAUACACCUGGUAUAGAUAUCAUUGAUUCGGCUGGUACAAAGGGGCAGUAUCCAAAUAUACCAGAGAACAUGAAGUGUUAUGACGUUGUGUUUCAACAAGACAGAUCAUUAUGCAUAUCGACGAGUUCAACAGAAGCACACAUAUAUUCUCCCAAUGGAUCCAGGAAAUCAACCAUCCACCUGAAUAACGCUAUUAAAUACAAUCUUAACUUAAACAGAAGUCCAUCAGAUGAGAUCCUCAUUGCUAACGGUGAGAAUAAAGUCUACAUCUAUGACCCGACUGGAUCCACUCUCAAACACACUGCUCCAACAAAACAUAACGAGACCAGCCAGGUAUCUGCCACCAGGUCGGGUUUGAUCGUCACGAGCUGUUGCAGCAAUCCAAGCGUGGUGACGGUCUAUGACAGGGGUGGGAAUGCUGGUAAGUCUCUACAAGCCCCGAGCGAUGUCAACCUGUAUGCUGCCGUGGAUGAGCAGGACAGGGUGUAUGUAGCGAGUGUUAAUUAUCAAAAUGGUAACGUGGUGAUCAGGCUCUAUGAACUUGAUGGUCUGAACCUGAAGGAAAGAGUUGAAUACAAUGUACUUAAUCUGACGCUUGGAGAUAAUUGGUGUUACUUGGUUCCCCUCUCUCCAGACAUGCUCGCAUUUGCUUCUAACAAGAAGUUGUAUUUCAUUAAAGUAUCAUCGUAA
Strongylocentrotus purpuratus (purple sea urchin) is the source of this 1731-nucleotide messenger RNA. RefSeq names its product tripartite motif-containing protein 54. Gene Ontology annotation, biological process: positive regulation of DNA-templated transcription. Bases 1 to 1731 code for a protein of 576 amino acids. Gene Ontology annotation, cellular component: nucleoplasm; chromatin. NCBI's taxonomy places the organism in Eukaryota, Metazoa, Echinodermata, Echinoidea, Camarodonta, Strongylocentrotidae. The transcript has 3 exons. Gene Ontology annotation, molecular function: ubiquitin-protein transferase activity; zinc ion binding. The record is from RefSeq and is a predicted model, not a curated record.